AAUAUUUUUACAAUUAUUUUCUUUUAUGGAAUGUCAGAGUUUGCUGUCACAAAAUUUGUAUUUUGCGUAAAUCGCCGAAAAUUCCCAAGGGCCGUACCUUAAGUAGUUACAAAUUCUUUUCGUCGAGUGCGUGCCAGGACGAAAUCCAAUCUCCUGCAACCAGUUCCGGCCAAUCAUCCGGCCUGCCACCUGUGCGACACACUUCAUUCGAUUGCCGAAAUUGUCGAAGGCUUAGAUUGAUGCCCGACGGCUUGCCGAAAAUUCUGCAAAACCUUUUCAAAAUUCAAGUCUCUAGAGGGAUUUCAGAUCCACGUCGCUUCAGAUCCGCACUCACAUCCCAAAAUGACGCUGCUAACCUAUCCGCCAUCCUUGGGGUUAAGUCGUCCCAAAAGUAGUGCCCAUUCGCGCACAAAUCACUCCACGAAGCGGAUCAGUUGGCGGCGAUUGAUGUCGGUGCUGCCCAGCUCGAUUGUCCUGCCGCUGGGAUGUGCCCCACUGGCGAAAGCACCACUCGACUUGAAGAGCCUCUAUUUGGUCCAGAGACGCCUCCAAGAAGACCUGCUGGGCUGCGAGGCUCUCUGGAUCAUGUUUGUGGCUGCCGCUCUAAGCUAUCGCUACAAGUCACGCCUGCGGCCGUUUCCGAGGAGUUGCCUGAGCAUCGAUCAUCUCUGCCAUGUCCUGGCUGAUGUGCCCAGGCUGGAGAUGCUUCACCAGCAGUUCCUGCUCUCCGACUACCAGUCCUGUACGCCGAAUGUGGUGCGCCUGCUGUCGGAUGUCUUGGUGGAUCAGGCCGAUCGGGUGUCCUUGACCUCACUGCGUCCCAGUGAAUUCGAGGACUUGUAUAAUCACCUGGGAAUGCCCCCACCGGACCGCACCCCCACCCAAAUCUUCGAGGUGCGAAGCGGGCAAAAGAAUCGACGGGCUGCCACCUAUAACCUAUUGAGCAAACAGAACAAGGACUCGGUCAGACUGGGGUUCUGUGGCUGCCAGCUGGAGAAGCUGUACGCCCUGCUGAACGGUGAGAGCCUCCCGGAGGGUAAGUACCUGGAGCUGACCAGCGAUGUGAACGAGGCCCUGGCCCGGAGCAAACCCCAGGCCGGAGUGGGCGGCUCCAAGUGUGGUUCCAUACUCCGGUGUGUGGCUGUUGUGGAGUUUGUGUUCCAAGGCAACGCCACAAGUCCGGACAAAAAACAUGUCAUUGUGAGUGAUGCGGAUACCAUGCAGGUCUCCUACCUGAUGAUCUAUGGCCAGACCUGUGAGGAGCACGAGGCCGAGAUGGAACUGAUGACCCAGCCGGGUCGAAAGCUAAUCAAUUGGAUUGGCAGCUUCGAACAGGAUGCCCUAUCCCUGGGCGUCGGCCUGCUGAUAGUCUCCUCGAUGGCACAUUUCGGCAGCAGUUUCUUUCGACUUUUUGCCCGCACUGGGUUUCACAUCCUGAAGCGAGGAUUGCUGUGACAACUAUUAUUUGCCGGCCAUGUCCAUGUCGGUGUCAGUGUCCGGAGUCCGUGCCCAUGUCCUGUGACCUUCGACUGUCAAAAGGGAUUUUUAUUACCGACUUUAGUCUGUUGAUAUCACAAACUAAAGUCGACAAAAAAAAAAUCCUUUUGCCAGUUACUGGCAUACAGGCAUCAAGUUAUGUGCGAAAUGAAAUCGAUCUGUGUUGAAAACAUUUUA
Molecule: messenger RNA, 1674 nt
Organism: Drosophila ananassae
Lineage: Eukaryota; Metazoa; Arthropoda; Insecta; Diptera; Drosophilidae
Gene: Parp16
Product: protein mono-ADP-ribosyltransferase Parp16
Exons: 1
Coding region: 343-1455 (370 amino acids)
Biological process (GO): endoplasmic reticulum unfolded protein response
Cellular component (GO): endoplasmic reticulum tubular network; nuclear envelope; membrane
Molecular function (GO): protein serine/threonine kinase activator activity; kinase binding
Source: RefSeq, a predicted model, not a curated record